AUGUCACAAAAGCAGACACCUCGAGACUUUCUUAAAAUGAUCAUCGGCCGACCUGUGGUUGUCAAACUGAAUUCCGGUGCUGAUUACCGUGGUGUUUUAAUUUCUCUCGAUGGUUACAUGAAUGUUGUUUUGGAACAAACAGAAGAGUAUGUAGAAGGUCAGCUAAAGAACAAGUACGGCGAAGCUUUUAUACGCGGAAAUAAUGGUAUGGUAAUAGCUUACAAAAUUAUACCACCUUUUAGUUCUUUAUAUCAGUACCCAAAAACGCGGAGGUCUGAAGUAAUUGCUACGCAGUUUGCUUAUCGGUUUUGUAAAUAUAUAUAUUUUUUAAUUAUAAGCCUUUUACUUAUGUUUUGGUAG
Molecule: messenger RNA, 360 nt
Organism: Mesocestoides corti
Lineage: Eukaryota; Metazoa; Platyhelminthes; Cestoda; Cyclophyllidea; Mesocestoididae
Source: the annotation of a GenBank genome assembly